CCACCCAACCCACCAAAUAUAUACGUACACACCCCUUGUAUAUAAUAUUAUAUAUAGAUACUGCGUACGACAUCUUUUCCUCCAAUCCUCGUCUCUUAAACAAGAUGGGAAGACUCGUGCUCAGAGCUCUGUUCUUCUCACUCUUCUUACUCUUCUCUUCCCUGCAAACAAACACAGCCUCAGAAGACUCCAACAACUCCACAAUUGCAGGUCGUAAAACUGGAGGAGGAGGAGGGUGCAAUAUCUUCAGAGGAAAAUGGGUGUACGAUGCAUCUUACCCACUCUAUGAUUUCUCAACUUGUCCAUUCUUGGACGAUGAAUUCAAUUGCCAGAAGUACAGAAGACCCGACACCCAAUACCUCAAAUACAGAUGGCAGCCUUUCUCCUGUAAUCUCCCAAGGUUUAAUGGGUUGGCGUUCUUGGAGAAGUUCAAGGGGAAGAAGAUCAUGUUUGUGGGUGACUCACUGAGUUUGAACAUGUGGGAAUCGCUGGGUUGCUUGAUUCAUUCAUGGGUGCCCAGGGCAAGGACAAGCAUGAUAAAGAAAGACGGGCUAGGAGAAAUAGUUUUCCUGGAUUAUGAUGUUCGAUUACUGCUGUAUCGCACGCCAUACCUGGUGGACAUGGUGAAAGAGAACGGUGGAAUAGUUUUGAAACUGGACUCCAUACAAAACGGCAACGCGUGGAGAGGAAUGGACGUCCUGAUUUUUAAUUCUUGGCAUUGGUGGACGCAUACCAAAAGUUCCCAGCCGUGGGAUUAUAUGCAAGAAGGAGGAAGAUCGUUCAAAGACAUGAACCGUUUGAUCGCUUACUAUAAAGGGAUGACCACUUGGGCACGAUGGGUUAACCUCAACAUUGACCCAUCCAAAACCAAAGUCUACUUCCAAGGAAUCUCCCCCACCCAUUAUGAGGGCAGGGAAUGGGGUGAGCCAUCAAAAUCGUGUAAAGGGGAAAGCCAGCCAUUCUUUGGGGUUGGGUACCCGGCGGGGACGCCGGCAGCAGCGGUGGUGAUGAACAAGGUGCUAAGCAGACUGAAGAAGCCAGUUUACUUGCUGGACAUCACCACACUAUCACAGUACAGAAAGGAUGGGCACCCCACUUAUUACAGCGACCACCACACCAUGGAUUGCAGCCAUUGGUGCCUCCCUGGCUUGCCAGAUACUUGGAACCUUCUCCUUUACACUACUCUAUUUAAUUAAUCAAUACAUAUAUAGGUCAUUUAUAUAUAUAUAGACGGACCACCACAAAAUCUUAGGUCGUCGUUAAGAUUCUUUGUUCAAGGAAGUGGAAUUGUUGGAUUGGUGAAUAACGGGAACUAACGGAGAUCACACUGCAAUUGUAAAGCCACAGGUCCACAUUAAUUGUUUCCGGGCAUGAGAGGUUGCCUGGGUUCAUGAAAUUGGUCUCGUUUGGUGUCUUUAUUUCUUUCUUGAUUUAUGUAGAUUUCACAUUAAUUAUUGAAAACUGUGAAGGUUUUUGAGGUUUUUU
Ipomoea nil (Japanese morning glory) is the source of this 1485-nucleotide messenger RNA. Its product is annotated as protein trichome birefringence-like 39. The record is from RefSeq and is a predicted model, not a curated record. Gene Ontology annotation, molecular function: O-acetyltransferase activity. NCBI's taxonomy places the organism in Eukaryota, Viridiplantae, Streptophyta, Magnoliopsida, Solanales, Convolvulaceae. Gene Ontology annotation, cellular component: Golgi apparatus. The coding region runs from base 105 to 1196 and encodes 363 amino acids. The transcript is spliced from 5 exons.